Meira miltonrushii is the source of this 433-nucleotide messenger RNA. RefSeq lists its product as uncharacterized. The transcript has 3 exons. Lineage: Eukaryota; Fungi; Basidiomycota; Exobasidiomycetes; Exobasidiales; Brachybasidiaceae. The record is from RefSeq and is a predicted model, not a curated record. The coding region runs from base 14 to 295 and encodes 93 amino acids.
AACAUUAAUCAAAAUGCCGCCUAUGAAGAACCCAGAUGGAACAGUAAACUUUGAGGGCUUAAAAGGUCAUCUCAACUUCGUGAAAGGAAAGUAUGAACAGAACGCUAAAAACUAUAAAGCAAACACGGGCAAAGAGAUGGGAUUUGGAGCACAAGAUGAAGGCGUUCAAGGAUCUCUAGGCGGUCAAUCUGCCGCACCUCAACCGAAUGCCACUCAAAACCAACAAACAGACACGCGAGAACAAGACAGUGAUGCACCAGAUGCCACACUUCAUGAUGAAAGGAAGAAUGAUUGAUGGGUAAAUUCCCAAUGUAUUAUUUAUUUAGUUACUGUUCCGAAUUUGAUAUGAUAGCCCUCUGCAUAUGCAGUAUUAAUCCUUAUCAAAAGCCUGUCUGCUAUCUUAUCGUUCCGUUGCCGUGUAUGUCACAAAAGC